Molecule: messenger RNA, 1603 nt
Organism: Phodopus roborovskii (desert hamster)
Lineage: Eukaryota; Metazoa; Chordata; Mammalia; Rodentia; Cricetidae
Gene: Pomk
Product: protein O-mannose kinase
Exons: 3
Coding region: 257-1303 (348 amino acids)
Biological process (GO): protein phosphorylation; protein O-linked glycosylation; carbohydrate phosphorylation
Cellular component (GO): endoplasmic reticulum membrane
Molecular function (GO): ATP binding; protein kinase activity; carbohydrate kinase activity
Source: RefSeq, a predicted model, not a curated record
AGUACUUCCACGGGCCAGAAGACGCCAUCACGUCUCUUGGGAUGGGGUUACGGAGCUUGUGAGCUGCCAUGUGGGACCCACCCAUGUGGAUGGAGACCCAGACCCGGCUGGGGGAAGGAAGAGACCCCUGAAGAGAGCCUUGUCCAUACUGAUUCAGUCCCCAUGCUUCCCAGUCUAACAGUCACCUUGGAGCGUCUCUGUCCAGCACUUUGAGGGUCAAGCAUCCUUUGCUCGAGGGUCGAUCCCAGGAACUGACAUGGGACAUCAACAUGGGAACAGGAAAGGUCUCAGCCACAGAGAAGUGCCCCGGGGCAUUGGGCUGUUGCUCGCCAUGGCCCUUAUGAAUGUACUGCUUUACCUCUGCCUCGACCAGUUUUUCAUCUCCCCUCGUUCUACUGAGGAUGCUGGGCGCUGUCCUCAUGGUCACUUCAGGAUGGGACGGAUGAGAAACUGCUCGCGCUGGUUGUCCUGUGAGGAGCUGAGGACAGAAGUAAGGCAGCUGAGGCGCAUUGGGGAAGGAGCUGUGAAGAGAGUCUUUCUGUCUGAGUGGAAUGAACACAAAGUUGCUCUCUCACGGCUCACCAGGCUGGAGAUGAAGGAUGACUUCCUCCAUGGACUGCAGAUGCUGAAGUCUCUCCAGAGUGAGCACGUGGUCACGCUGGUUGGCUACUGUGAGGAAGAUGGCACUAUUCUUACCGAAUAUCACCCCUUAGGUUCCUUGAGCAACCUGGAAGCAACACUAAACCUUUCAAAGUACCAAAAUGUGAACACCUGGGAGCACAGGCUGCAGCUGGCUGUGGAGUAUGUGGCCAUCAUUAACUACCUCCACCACAGCCCGCUGGGCAUGAGGGUCAUGUGUGACUCUAACGAACUGCCCAAAACAUUGUCCCAGUAUCUGCUGACAAGUAACUUCAGCAUUGUAGCAAACGACCUGGAUGCCCUGCCCUUGGUAGACCAUGACUCUAGGGUACUUGUGAAGUGUGGCCACAGGCAGCUCCAUGGGGAUUUUGUGGCCCCAGAGCAGCUGUGGCCUUAUGGAGAAGGCAGGCCCUUCCAAGAUGACCUCAUGCCUUCCUAUGACGAGAAGAUUGACAUCUGGAAGAUCCCAGAUGUCUCCAGUUUCCUUCUGGGGCAUGUGGAAGGGAGUGACAUGGUUCGAUUCCAUUUGUUUGAUAUUCAUAAGGCAUGUAAGAGCCAGAUCCCCUCAGAAAGACCCACAGCUCAGCAUGUUCUGGACACUUACCAGAAGGUUUUACAUUCACUCAGAGACACCACAAUGUCUCAGACGAAAGAGAUGCUAUGAGAACAAGCGUUUGAGUGAUGCUGAAUGGCAUCCCUGUUGUUCUACUCUUGAUGAUGGGACUCGCUUCCAUGAACCUCGUGUUUGGUUGACUUUGACUGUUCAGCCACGCAGGCUCUCCUCUACAUCUGCCUGCAUGUUUGAGUGUGUUCUGCUCUCCUGGAAAUCUAGAUAGAAGUUUCCAAGUGGGAAAACCUUGCUUCAUUGGGCUUCCUGGUGAAGAUGCAGAGAAUUUGUGGAUUUAUGCAGUGUUUAAAGGAAGUAAUAAAAUGGUAAUCAUGAGGACAUAUUGCCUACUCUGGU